Messenger RNA from Chanos chanos (milkfish), 3024 nucleotides. RefSeq names its product POP1 homolog, ribonuclease P/MRP subunit (gene pop1). Gene Ontology annotation, biological process: tRNA 5'-leader removal. The coding region runs from base 1 to 3024 and encodes 1007 amino acids. The record is from RefSeq and is a predicted model, not a curated record. Gene Ontology annotation, cellular component: nucleolar ribonuclease P complex; ribonuclease MRP complex. The transcript has 15 exons. Lineage: Eukaryota; Metazoa; Chordata; Actinopteri; Gonorynchiformes; Chanidae.
AUGUCAGGCGCAAAAGACAGGAUGCGUCAUAAAAAGAUGAGGAAUCAGCCGAGUAGCGUUACAUACUCCUCACCUGACUGGAGCGGAUCACAGAAGCGCAACGGCGGAGACACACCCCAUUCGGGGCGCAGUUUUGACUCUUCAUCACAUAUGAGGGGCGGGGGACCAUCACCUUCAGACCGGUAUCACCAGCAGGGUGGGUGGAUGAGGGGACGCCAGGCUGGUGCCCAGGCCUAUGCCCAGGACCUACCCAAAUGCCUCACCGCUUCCAGUUUUGCAAAAGCCAGAGCUGCUGAGGUCAAUGCCAUGCUGAAGGCUGUUAACAAGACUACAGGCAGUUGUCAUGUGUUUGGAGCGCUACCCAAGCACAUGAGAAGGAGAGCAAUGAGUCACAACACCAAGCGACUUCCCUGCAGGCUGAGGGAGGGGGCGCUGAAAAUGCUGGAAAAAAGUCAGCAGUCAGCUCAAAAGGGAAAGAAAGAGCUGUCCAAGAAUAAGAGUCGCAAAGCUCGGCGGCGCCACGGCAACCUUCUUCUGGAGUUUAAUCGACGACAAAGAAAGAACAAGUGGCUUGAGACGCACAUCUGGCACGCUAAGCGCUUUCACAUGGUGAAGAGAUGGGGUUACUGCCUGGGUGACCGACCCACACAGAAAUGUUACAGAGCCUGUUACAGAGCCAUGAGUUCACAUUGCCUUCUCCAGGACCUAUCUUACUACUGCUGCAUAGAGCUCCAGGGUCCAGAGGAUCUGCUCCUGAGGUCUCUCUCCAGGCUCACCAGCAAAGAGACAGGUCCUACUUUUGCAGCAUCCCUGUGUCUCUCUGGUAGAAGAGAAGGCAGUGUAAUGCUCUACAGACCUGAUCAAUACCCCAGUCAAGCCCUGGGCCCGGUGCUCUUCCUCUGGAGACCCUGUACCAAAGGCUCGGCCCACAGGCAGCUCUGGAUCUGGGCCCACCCCACUGUAAAGCAGGACCUCUUGCCGGAGCUUAAGGCUGUAUGCCAGUGUUCUGAGGCUGUGGUGCCGUCAGCUACUGCUGCGGUGCCCGUUCCUGCUCCAGUUCCCACCCCAGUUCCAGAAUCCACACAGCCUUCCCCCACAGGGCAGCCGACCAGCCGGAAGCGCAAGAGGACUGAUGGGAACCCUGACGGCCAACCUGCCAAGAAGAUCGUCGGCGAUGGUACUCGCUCUCCGACGACCCCUGUGAGCUGGCGGUCUCCUGUCAGUGGAAUUGUGAUUAGUGACCUCAGCAUGGAAAUUGUGCGCUAUCGUCUGAUUGGACCGCUCUCUCACACAGUUUUGUCUGAAACUUUGGAACCAGCCACAGACUGUGAUGCUGAAAGCAAAAGUAAGUCAUGUGCUUUUUGGUGGCCAGAGCAUUGCAAAAAUCAGGACAACAUGUCUCUUCACCAGCAACAGUCAGACAUCUUCCAGUUGUUUAAAGGUGUCUACUCCACCGCUGAAUUCCCAGCUGGGACUGUGUUGGGUCUUACAGUGGACGACCCCAGACUGACCUUGCCCAGAAAGAAGGACAAAGCCCUGCCCAACCUGCAGAAGGCAGAAGGUGUGGAUGAGGACAGGCUGAGGGACAUUUCUCUGCGGGGGGUUCCAGAGCAGUGCAGUCAUAGUGCCUUGUGGGAGCAGUCAGUCCGUGACAAUGUUACUGACAAUAAGAUUUCAGAACAGGAGCUGAACAGGAUGAAGAGUCAGCUUCUGGUUCCAGGUUCCAGGCUAAGCCCAGUACCCCUGCAGGGACGUAUCCCUGUGUUGUUGGUCCAUCAGCCUGGAAAGCAGCAAGGCCAAGAGAUGGCCUCUUGGGGGACAGGUUGGGACCUUCUGCUGCCCAAGGGUUGGGGCAUGGCCUUCUGGAUACCUCUGCUAUACAGAGGGGUUCGCACUGGGGGCCUACAGGUUGGUCUCAAACACUCCCAGAAUAAAGGCGUGGCCCACUUCCCUCACGACUACCCAGACUGCCCGGCAGGCGCCAGGUUUCAGCAGGAACAGGAGAUGGACCUCCUGGAGAAGUUCAAAAGACGGCCACCUUCCAAGAGAGCCAAUUACAUCAAACAUGGUUGCCUGGCACCGUUCAGAUGCCCCUGGCAGCAGCUGGUGGAGGAGUGGGAAGAGAUUGUGAGGGAGGGUGGGGACGCAGGGAAAUCUCCUGAGGACACGGUAACUGGACAGCCAACACAGCUGACAGAAAUGUUAUCACAUCCUGCUAACAGCUCUGCGCCACGGGGCAGUUUCGCUGUCUUGCGGAACAGGAAAGCCCUAAAGCAGCUCUCAGCAUGGUGUCGACCCACAUCUUCAAAAGGACAAAGGGCACAGAGGGGCUCUCAGACAGCUGCUUUAUGCCCAGCCUCUGUAGCGUCUCUCCAGACAGCCCAUCCAUCUUGUCUGGUAUGGGUGCGUUUGUCUCUCCUCACUAAAGGUCAUCCAGUGCUCCACGCCAUGGUGUGCGUACCCACAGCCGACGAUCUUCAACAGCUGUUGAAGGAUCCCCACGGUAGUGGACCCCAAGAACCCCAACACAAAGACCAUUUCAAGAGCCGAAUCAAACGACGCAAGAAGGGCCAUAAAACCCCUAGCUCUGCCCCGAAGAAUGAGAGCUCUGAUCCAAAUAAGGAGCAAGGUUCUGACUCCACCCAAAGUCUUCCUAUGGAUCAAGGUUCCAGCCCCACUCGCUGCCUGAGUCCAGAACCAAGCUCAACCCCCAUCCUCACUGUCAGUAAAGAACCAGGUAUUGAUCCCACCAACUCUGCUUCCUCGGGUGAAAACCUAACUAUAGGACUGUGGCCGAAACCUCUCCCCAGUGUAACGUCCCACUGCUCACGACUCACCUUAGGCUGGAUAACACAGGGCGACUUCUCACUGACUGCUGGGUGUGGGGAAGCUCUGGGCUUGGUCAGUCUUGCUGGUCUUCUCCAAAUGCUCCUCAAACAACCUGCAGAACAACGUGGCCUCGUGCUGCUACGUAACCCUGCCUCCCUACAGUACCGCUUUGCCAAGAUCAACAUCGAAGCCUGA